Molecule: messenger RNA, 246 nt
Organism: Protopolystoma xenopodis
Lineage: Eukaryota; Metazoa; Platyhelminthes; Monogenea; Polystomatidea; Polystomatidae
Source: the annotation of a GenBank genome assembly
AUGAUUCCUGGCUCUGAUGAUGUCUAUGACAGGACGGACGAAGGCUCAGCACGGAUUCAUCGGGGUCGUAAGACUUUGAGCCAGGGUCUUCUUGGCACGAUUAAACAGACAAAAGUCCAAGGCAACCCUCCUGUGGUAUCCGUUCAGGCCAAUCUCCGAAUCCCUUCGACCCGGCUUCUCAACCGAAAUGAAAAGAGUCGUGUGCCUCUCGAACCAUCUGUUCUUCAUCCGAAUCCCUCCGAGUAA